UAUUUGGAGAAGCAUCCAGAGUUGGAGCCAGAGAAACGUCAAAAGUACGAGAGUCAAAUAGAUGUGUUGAAGCGGAUUUGUGCAGAAUACGAACGAGAUGAUCAAGGCACGACAGAGAAUGCGGCCACUGAACUGACGAAAGAUCGUUUCGAGACAAUCAGCACACUGAUGGUUGAGUUGCAAUCGUACGGAUAUCCACCUGAAGAGUUGGUUGGAAUCACACCACCAGGAUGGUCAGUAGACCCGACAUCUGGUCUGCCAGCUAUCGACGACGUCCAUAAAGCAUCUGAAUCGUGUAACGUUAUGUGA
Anisakis simplex (herring worm) is the source of this 309-nucleotide messenger RNA. The record is from the annotation of a GenBank genome assembly. NCBI's taxonomy places the organism in Eukaryota, Metazoa, Nematoda, Chromadorea, Rhabditida, Anisakidae.